Messenger RNA from Hyaloperonospora brassicae, 447 nucleotides. The record is from the annotation of a GenBank genome assembly. NCBI's taxonomy places the organism in Eukaryota, Oomycota, Peronosporomycetes, Peronosporales, Peronosporaceae.
AUGCCACUCAGCGUGGCCGCUCAGUCCAAGAACGGCUACGACCCCGACGCUCAAGUUCCGUCUGAUGUGUUGACGAAACGCAUUCGCGCUCGAGUCGACAACACACUUGGCUGCAGUAAAGAAUACACUGACGGGACUGUACGGAUUGGUGGGCUGCGCACUGCGUUUAUCAUCGCGGGUCUAAACAUUACCUCAGUCUUUAUUGAUGUCGGAUGCUGGUAUGGAGGCCCAAUGCAGCUCGCAAAAGAGAUAUUUGGUGUCAGGGUGGCACUUGGCAUUGAAGUCUGUCGAGAUCGUGUGACGCAAGCUCUAUUGCGCGUCAAGACCACCAAAGUGUCACUCUUUCCAGUGCAUUUCCCAGCCGAGUGCUUUGAGUACUACGAUCCAGCCACACACGUUUUCGUGUUUAGUACGGCCAUGGGCAAUCUGGCGUUGGCUGCAAUUUAG